Mucor velutinosus is the source of this 1659-nucleotide messenger RNA. RefSeq names its product RNA binding protein, heterogenous nuclear RNP-K like protein. The transcript has 6 exons. Gene Ontology annotation, molecular function: protein serine/threonine kinase activity; ATP binding. The record is from RefSeq and is a predicted model, not a curated record. NCBI's taxonomy places the organism in Eukaryota, Fungi, Mucoromycota, Mucoromycetes, Mucorales, Mucoraceae. Gene Ontology annotation, cellular component: cytoplasm; nucleus. Gene Ontology annotation, biological process: spliceosomal complex assembly; regulation of mRNA processing; peptidyl-serine phosphorylation. The coding region runs from base 1 to 1659 and encodes 552 amino acids.
AUGUCUUUGGAAAGAGAAGACCGCAAAGGCAAGAGGUCCUUGCACCAUAGUCACUCGUACACUACAACUGCAUCCACCAGAAAGUCAAGCUAUCACAGACAGGACCACAAAAUCAUGCCGUAUAGAACGUCGCAUCCACACAGACAAGCGCGUCCUCAAUACAAAGCAUCCAAGAGAUACAGUCGUGAACCAGCAUGUUCAAGGCAUCGAUCGUACUCCAGAGGAUCUUAUUCUGACGACUAUUAUAUGGAUGAGGAUGAGGAAGAGGAGGAGGACAGAAAAGACUAUUGCAAAGGAGGCUAUCAUCCAGUUCAUGUGGGCGAGAAAUACAAAGAUGGUCAAUACAUUGUGAUUCGGAAGCUAGGAUGGGGCCAUUUCUCCACUGUAUGGCUUGUGAAGGACCAAACUACCGGAAAGCAUUUUGCCAUGAAGGUUGUAAAAUCUGCAAAGCAUUAUACCGAGACAGCCAUUGACGAAAUCAAGCUUCUGGAGCGAGUCGCUGAAGCAGAUCCCAAAUCCCUGGGCGCACGAUUCGUUACUGCAGUGGUAGAUCAUUUUAUGGUGAAAGGUCCCAACGGUACACAUGUUUGCAUGACAUUUGAGGUGCUGGGCGAAAACCUUUUAUCGUUGAUCAAACGAUACAAGAGUCGUGGCAUUCCCAUAAAUCUGGUGAAACAAAUCGCAAAGCAAAUGCUGCUUGGCCUUGAUUAUCUGCAUAGAAAGUGUGGCAUCAUUCACACUGACUUGAAGCCCGAGAAUGUGCUCAUGUAUCUGGAGAAUGCAGAGGAACUUUUGAAGAAAUUGGACACGGCCAAAGUUGACCUUGACGAGUCUGAAAGCAACCAUGCCUCUGUGAGCUUCUCUCCUGACAGUCGUAGUAGAGGAAGAAGUCCAGUGAGAAAGAAUCGACAUGUCAAAAUGGUGGCUUCACAGCCACUGUCUUUUGAAAAUGAUACCACUACGGCAUAUGACGAUGAACGGGGUCGAAGAAACGGGUCAGGAAAGCGAUCAAGGUCUAGAUCAGAUUCUCAUUCUCGACACAGCAUAGACGAUAAUGGAGAGAGUAUAAAAAUCAAGAUUGCAGACCUGGGUAACGCUUGUUGGGUCAAUCAUCACUUUACAGAGGAUAUCCAAACAAGACAGUACCGAUCACCGGAGGUCAUUCUAGGGGCUAAAUGGGAUGCUGGAGCAGAUAUCUGGAGUUUGGCAUGCAUGAUUUUUGAACUGUUGACUGGCAACUAUUUGUUUGAUCCACAAAAGGGCUCACGUUACAGCCGUGAUGAAGACCAUCUUGCACAGAUUAUUGAACUUAUGGGACCCAUUAACAAAUCAUAUGCAUUAUCAGGCAAAAACUCGUCCGAAUUCUUUACGCACAAAGGCGAGCUUCGACACAUUCAUCGUCUUAAAUACUGGUCGCUGGAGGAUGUGCUUCAUGAUAAAUACGGAUACCGCAGACGAGAAGCAGAGGAAAUUGCAAGCUUUUUGGACCCUAUGCUUGCCUAUAGUAACAGAGCAAGAGCAUAUGAUUUGGUGAGCCAUCCAUGGCUUCACGGUGCAGAUCCCGUCUUGCCAGAAGAAAAAUCAGAUAAAGCCAAUUGGAGAAGCGAUUGCCCCUGGAGGGAUUGGGAAAGAGAUCUCAAAAGAAAACGUCAUGAUUAG